CAGUGCGAGCAAAGAGCUUUCCCUGAAUGAAUCCUGGAAACCCCGUGGCUGUCUUCUGACAUGACCAGCGGACACACAUCUGUGCGGAGACUACCCGAUCUAUAACUUCGGCUUCUAAAGUACCAUGUCCAGCAAAGAAAGCCCUGGUGUGGGGGUUUCAACGACAACUGUCAGCUCUGUAGCUGUACAAGCUGGGGACUCCAAGAUCGUGAUAGCCAUGGUGAAGUGUGGCAAAUGGGUUCAGCUGCAGCUAGCCGAAUCACAGCCCAAUCUUCUAGAAAUUGGGAGCAGUCAAGAUGAAACCAAAAAACUACUUCAUGACCAUGAAAUUCUUCUGGCUAAACUCAAGGCUUUGGAAGGUCGAGUGUGGGAACUCUUGCAAGAAGCAGACAAGACAGCUGACGCUAACAGGGCUCAGAGUCAGGUCUAUGAUGCCAUGGCCCAGACCUUGGGGGACGCAUGGGCAGCCCUGGUCUCCAUGCUUGAGAGAAGACGACAGCUCCUGAACCUGACUUCGGAGUUUUUUGAAAAUGCUUUGGAGUUUGCUAUCAAAAUAGACCAAGCUGAAGAUUUCCUCCAGAAUCCUCAUGAGUUUGAGAGUGCUGAAUCCUUAAAACCCCUUCUUCAGCUCCAUGACCAUCACACCAAAGAACUCUUAGAACGAUCUCUAGCCCUUCUAAACAAAAGUCGGCAGCUCACUGACUUCAUAGAGAACUUCAAGUGUGAUGGACCUAAUGUGAAUUCUGAGUUGAUUCAGGGAGCUCAGAGCAGUUGUCUGAAGAUUGACAGUCUCCUUGAACUUCUACAAGAUAGGAGAAGACAACUAGACAAGUGCUUGCAGCAGCAACGGCAAGAAUUGGCUCAGGUUUUGCAGAUAUGUCUGUGGGACCAACAAGAACAUGAGGUUUCUUAUUGGUUUCAGAAAACCAUUAUGGAUUUGCAGGAACAAAGUCUGGGCUCAUCACUUUCAGAUAAUGAGGAGCUCAUUCGUAAGCAUGAGGAGCUGAUAGGAAAAGCAAAGGAGUGGAAUUAUGCUGUGGAGAAACUGAAGAGCGAGGCUGUGGGGAUUCUGCUGUCGAAGGACCAUGUAGAGAAAGAACAUCUGCAGCUCUCCAACCAGAAUCUACACCAGCUUCAGGAGGAGUUUAGUCAACUUAUGGCGGAAAGGAAAGCCUUGUUAACAACAGCAAAUGAGUUCUUUAGUAGUGCUAAAAAGGCAUUUGAUGUACUUGGAAAAGUUGAAGCUUACCUUAAGCUCCUUAAAUCAGAGGGUUUAAGUCUGCCUGUCUUGGCAGCGAGGCACAAGGAAUUACAUGGAGAAAUUAAAGUCUGCACAGCUGACGCUUUGCAGAAGGGACAGACCUUAAUCAGCCAAGUAGACUCCCGCAGCUCUCGGGUGGCAGGCGUCCAUGAAAUGCUAGGAUGCAUUCAGAGACGAGUGGACCAUCUGACUGAGCAGUGUUCAGCGCACAAGGAAUUCGCUCUCAAGAAGCAGCAGAGGGCAGCCUCCGUGGCAGGUUACCUGAGGAAGGUGGAGAUGUCAAUUCAGAAUAUCAUUCCGGUACUUUCUAACACACUGGAUGUUGGUUCCAGCCUUUCUGAAUCAGAGAAGAUUUUGAAUAAAUAUCUAGAACUAGAUAUCCAAGCUAAGGAGACAGCACAGGCAUUAGAAGCAGCUGCAAAAAUCAUGGCAGAGAAAAAUGAACUUGAACCUGAUGAAGAGGCAUCACUUUCUUUUAAAGCUAAAUGGCUGGAGGAGGAAUUAAAUAUACUUGGCCUAAGCAUCGGCUACAGAUCCCAAGUCCUGCAAACUUAUGUGGCAUUUCUGCAGUCAUCCGAGAAGGUGGAGGAACAGCUUCAGAGCCUAAAGGAAUUUUAUCAACUGGAAAUUCCUCAGAAGGGAGAGAAUGGUGCUGAAGUCCAGCAUUGGAAGGACUCAACUGAGAAGCAGUGGCAGCUAUUUUUAAAACAGAGUUUUUCAGCCCAAGACCUAGGGCUUGAGUUCCUUCAUUUAAUAAGUAUGGCAAAAGAGGACGAGAUAGUAAAUGUGAAAAAUGAAAUGCAUGUUGUGGAGAAUAUUAUGAAAAAUCAGAUGACUGGAAGGGAAGAACUUAGUCGCCUUCGAAUGACAUGGCACCUUAGAGCCACUGAAGACAAGCCUGUGAGACAGCAGUGGGGAGCAUUACAAGAGAGGCUUAAACAGACAACUCACAACUUAAAACUUCUUCAGGAAGCACUCAUGUCUGUGUCUGCACUUGACCUGGGAGGGAGCCUCCAGACCAUCUUAGAUCUUCAGAGAAAGUGGAACGGGAUGAAGCCUCAGCUCCAGCAACUACACGAUGAGGUGCAGUGUAUCAUGAAAGAAUGGGAAAAACUAGAUGGUAAGGGAGCACCUGUGAAGGAGAAGUCUCAACAACUGAAGGACAUGAUUCACCUCCAUCACAGACAGACAGAGCAAAGCCAGGAUUACCAGGAGAUCCUGGACAAAACAGUCCAGUUCCAUCAAGUCAAGGAAGAAGUGAUGCAUCUCAUCAAGUCAAGAAAACUGGAGUUUUUAGAAGAGCUCAAGGAACUGGGAGAUGUUCAGAAAGCGCAGAUGUGCCUCAAUUACUGUCAGGACAAGCGGGCACAUGUUGACCAUCUCUGUCGUCUGGCUCUUGCGUUAGGAAUGGGCAUCAUCUCUUCAGUGCAGAGGCCUAAUUGCUCUAAUAUUUCUGCAAAGAACCUGCAACAGCAGCUGGAGGCCCUGCAGGUGGCCAGCAUGAACUGGCAUGCUGAAAUCAGGGAGUCCGAAGAGGUCCUGUCCCAGAUCCUGGAGUACAGCACCACAAGAGAUGAGAUCAGUGAGCUCAAAGAGUCAUUCAAAGAUAUCAAAAAGAAAUUCAACAAUUUGAAGUUUAAUUAUUCCAAGAAAAAUGAAAAAUCUCGAAGUCUGAAGGCUCUUCAAUGUCAAAUCCAACAAGUUGAUAUGUAUAUCGAGAAAAUGCAGGCUUUGAGGAAGAAAAUGGAGAAAGUUAAUAACAAAACUUCUGAUUCAUUCUUAAACUAUCCAAGUAAUAAAGCUAAUGUCCUUUUGGAAGCCAUGAAGGAUUUACAUAAACAUGUGGAUGACUUUGACAAAGUUAUCACAGAUUACAAGAAGAAUUUGGAUCUGACUGAGCAUCUCCAGGAGUUAAUUGAAGAGUGUAACUUUUGGUAUGAAGAUACAAGUGCCACAGUUGUAAGAGUUGGAAAGUAUUCCAUGGAGUGCCAAACAAAGGAAGCAGUGGAAAUUCUCCACCAGCAGUUCACCAAGUUUAUUGCCCCCUCAGUACCUCAGCAAGAAGAAAGAAUUCGAGAGGUCACCGAACUUGCUCAGCGUUUAUAUGGAUUGGAAGAUGGGCAAAAAUAUGCUGAGAAGAUAGUCACAAGACACAGAGAGAUCCUUGAGUCUGUGGCUGAAUUAUGUGGGUCUCUCAGGGAGCUUGAAGAAAAACUGAAGCAGGGCAAUAUUACAAAGAUGAGUCCAAAUUUGGAGGACGUCCACGACAAUUACAUCGACCUACUAAAGGAAUCAGGAAGAAAUGAACAGGAUCCAUUCAAUGAGGAAAGGAAUAAGGGGCAGGCCCAGGGAGCAGACAUCUUGGUGGUCAAUGGAAAAGGCCAAGAUGGCCUUCCGCAGGAGACAGAACCGCUCUCCUCUGCCAAAGAAGAUGGUGCCCAGGGUGUGAUUCUCCCCGAAGACAUGCUAUCUGGAGAUGACGCUGAGUGUGUCUCCCCUGACGACAUCUCCUUACCUCCCCUCCCAGGAAGCCCCGAGUCACCCCUGGCACCUUCAGACAUGGAGGUGGAGGAGCCUCCCAGCUCCAGGGCUCUCACUCUUCAAGUCAGCCGCUGCAAGAUGCAGAUGGAGUCUGGUGGCCCAGGGGAGGCCCAGGAGUCUGCACUUCCUCCACCUCUUGCUUUUGCUGAUGUGCGCAAUGAUAAGAAAGACAUUCCUAGUCAUUCUGAGAGGCCCUAUUCCCAGUUCAAAGCGGAGUCAUCAUUCACCUCCAGUGGCGUGGUAGAAAAGAGCACGGCACUGUACAUCAGCGUUAAACAGCCUGAGAGCAUGCCCCGUGACGUGCACGAGCGCGCUUUUCAGCAGCACGCCCAGCCCCAGGAAGGCUUGCUAGAACCCCAGGAGAAAAUGCAUGCUGAUUCUAAUGUCACUAAAACCCAGGACAGGCUGCAUGCUGCCCCUGACGUCUGCCUGGGUCUCGGCUCUCCAUCAGACACCAGAUCAGGCCACCCGAGGCAGACGGGUCCCAGGGGAGAGAUAAAAAGCAUGCCCGCAAAGAACAGUGUGGUCAGCCUAGCUGGCCAGGCACCUCAUUUCUCCAGGCUCCUGUCCAAUGUCACUGUCAUGGAAGGUUCUCCGGUGACUUUGGAAGUCGAAGUAACAGGAUUUCCAGAGCCUACACUCACAUGGUACAAGGAGGGCCAGAGAUUGCCUGCAGACGGACACUUACAGGUUUUAUGCAAGGAGACAAAGCAUUCGGUGUUCAUUCCGAAGGUCUGUGAGGCAGACGCAGGCCUCUAUGUGGCUCAGGCCCAAAACUCUAGUGGCACCCUGUCUUCCAAGGGCAUCCUCCAUGUAACAGGUAACCACAGGCCACCAAUCACAAGAAUAAACUGGAUUAUGCUGUGUGUCAUCUAUGUCAGUGUGUCCCUAAUGUACUGGCUGCUUUCACAGUAACAGUUGUGUUGGCAUCGAUGGACAUUUUUAUGAAUCUAAAGGACAAUAUAAUUGCUUAUUUCCCCUCAUCUCCCAUAAGGCAUUUCGCAGAAGAUUAGAUCCACUCUGAUCAUUUUGUUUGCUUGUAUACUACUGUCAAGAGAAAUGACUGAAUUUUCUUUAGUGACUAAUGUAUUGGAGGGGCUUUAUAAAUUAUGUGUAGCAUGUUAGGAUAUAUGUUUGUACAAUAGAAGAUAUGUGUUCCAUAUCAUAUGUGACAAAAUUAUGCUCAUUCUUUCCUAAAUUAAGGACAUGUAAAUGUCCACAUCAGCAGAGAGGUAGGAGCUAGUUUCCAAAUGCAAUUGCUUAAUAAUUUAUUUUAUUAAUGUACACCCAUACAUCUCUUUCUAAGGCACAGCAGUAGAAAUACUGAGCUGAAGUUAUGAUUUUUACACUGUUUUAGUCAUGUGUUAAUCAUGUGUGUGUUGUGUGUGUGUGUCUACAUCUCAGUUACUGAAACAUAUUCUAUGUAGUUUCAACACAGACUACAUUCCUGAGAAUGAACAUGUCACUGUAAGUCACCAUUCCUCAUGGUGAUCUCAUGGGCUCAACACUGGAGAAUAGACAUGUCAUCUGCCUUUAGGGGAGUUUCAGCCUUUCAUUCAUUCUGUCUGUGGCAUAGCAAGUUGGAUGACAGGCUGCAGGAUGGACCAACAUUCUGCCUGUCAUUCCUCUGCUGUGUAUUAGGCAUCCAUGUCUCCAACUGUAGUCAGGGCCUCCUGCUUCCAACGCUGAUGCUGCUAGUGAGCGCUUUUAUAGCUGAUGGCAAGACAUAGCAUUGCUUCAUUUUCCUGUCUAUACCAUCCCUUCUACCUCUUUGGCAAUUGAGAAUUUUCAUGCUGUGUCUUGUGAGGAUGCGGACAGUGGAACAUGAAAGACCAUUACUUGUUUAGUGUAAUUUGUCAUCAUACUGGGCUGCUGCCCAUGUGUCUCUUUCAGAUGAUGUUCCUUUAGACUAUUAAAUUCAAGCAGUGCUGUUGGUAUGUGAUGCCCAGCUACUCCCUUGUGGGGGGCAACAAUGUUCCAUGAAUCAAAGUUUAACUUCUUUUCUAGCUUCUUAAGACUACAUCUUUUCAAGUGAGAUCCUUUAACCGCUGAGCCAUCUCUUCAGUGUUAUAUACAUCUUUUCAAAGACUUGACAUUGAACUCAAGAGGACACGUUUAGUAUGUUUUAGGGAAAAAGUUUGUACUAAGAUAGUAUAAGAUAAAGUUUUGUCUUUUUAAAUAAUUAUCACUGUAAUAUUGAAAAUGUCCUAUGACUUUAUGAAAUGAAAUAUUCACAAAAGAGAUCAUCCUUUUGGUUCCUUUAAAAAAUAGGAAUAAGCAUUUGUUUUCAUAUUUUAAGCAGAGAUUGUUAUGUUAGGGCAAAAAAGCUUAAGCUGAACAGAGUCAUUUAUUACAGAUUUUUGAUGAAG
Molecule: messenger RNA, 6171 nt
Organism: Jaculus jaculus (lesser Egyptian jerboa)
Lineage: Eukaryota; Metazoa; Chordata; Mammalia; Rodentia; Dipodidae
Gene: Ccdc141
Product: coiled-coil domain containing 141
Exons: 24
Coding region: 125-4717 (1530 amino acids)
Molecular function (GO): protein binding
Source: RefSeq, a predicted model, not a curated record